GUCAUUAUUUCCAGGAUCUAGUCUGGUUUCCUUUAUCUCACCCUAACUACCCAAAUCUUCCUUAAAAUGGGGUUACAGGGCGCCCCCGCCCUCCUCCUCCAAAACGCUUGUUACCUACCCUUGCCUGCAGUCUCUCUGAGACCGAGGCUCCGAACGAACAGGGAAUAGAGUGACUGGAUUCGGGCUGGCGGUUGCGAUGCGAGGAUUCGGAGGCAAACGGCUGGGUGGGUAGGGGGAAGGACCCUCUCCGGGAGCGGCUUGGCGCCCCCGCAAUGUCCUCGGCGCCCACCAGAAGGCGCCCGGACGCCCGCAUUCCUUGCGCGUAGCCGGAGCCUCCGCCGCAAAGAGCCCGGGAGUCGAGCCGCGCGGCGCCGCGAUCUAAGAGCCGGGUGGCGGCCUGAGCCCUCCCCGCCCGGCAAGUGGGACAGGGUGCCGGGAGCCCGGGCUUUGUUCCAGGGCUGGGGUUCCCGUUUCUCAACUCAGCUCACCACCCCCGCUGGAAACGCCAAGAACUACCCCACGCCGCGGUCUACAAAGCCCAGAGAGCCCGAAGGCGGGAGGGGUCGGGCGCGCUCGGGAGGCAGGCGGACCCCCACACUCUCCGGCUCACUCCCGGCUGCCCCAUCAGGCCGCCUCCAGCCCCAUGAGGACACCCAGGCCGGGGCUGAGAGCCUGGCGCAGCCCGGACCGAAAUCUUGCGGCGGCCUUAGAGCGUUAGACAGGCAAGGUGUGGAGCUGCUCUCUGCAGCUCCCCCCGCCCCCAACCCUCGAGACCAGGAUGCGGCUGGGCCGCCGGGCCCUCUGUAUGCUGGUCCUGCUGCUCGCCUGCGCCUCGCUGGGGCUCCUGUACGCGAGCACCCGGGACGCGCCGGGCCUCCGGGCACCUCUUGCACUGUGGACGCCCCUGCAGGGCCCCCCCAGGCCAGAGCUCCCAGACCUUGCCCCCGAGCCCCGCUACGCCCACAUCCCGGUCAGGAUCAAGGAGCAAGUGGUGGGGCUGCUGUCUGGGAACAACUGUAGUUGUGAGUCCAGUGUGGGGAGCCUUCACCUCCCCUUCCAGAGGCAGGUCCGAGCCAUUGACCUCACCAAGGCCUUUGGCCCUGAGGAGCUGAGGGCUGCCUCUGCCUUGAGGGAGCAGGAGUUCCAGGCGUUCCUUUCAAGGAGCCAGUCCGCUGCUGACCAACUGCUCAUAGCCCCUGCCAACUCCCCCCUACAAUACCCCCUGCAGGGUGUGGAGGUCCAGCCCCUCAGGAGCAUCUUGGUGCCAGGGCUGAGCCUGCAGGCCGCUUCUGGUCAGGAGGUAUACCAGGUGAACCUGACUGCCUCCUUGGGCACCUGGGAUGUGGCAGGGGAAGUGACAGGAGUGACUCUCACUGGAGAGGGGCGGCCAGAUCUCACCCUCGCCAGCCCAGGGCUGGACCAACUCAAUCGGCAGCUGCAACUGGUCACUUAUAGCAGCCGAAGCUACCAGGCAAACACAGCAGACACAGUCCGGUUCUCCACCGAGGGACAUGAGGCUGCCUUCACCAUCCACAUAAGACACCCCCCCAACCCUCGGCUGUACCCACCUGGGUCUCUACCCCAGGGAGGUGACGCUGGCCAGUACAACAUCAGCGCUCUCGUCACCAUUGCCACGAAGACCUUCCUUCGUUACAAUCGGCUACGGGCACUCAUCGCCAGCAUCCGCCGCUUCUACCCGACGGUCACCGUGGUCAUCGCCGACGAUAGCGACAAGCCGGAGAGCGUUAGCGGCCCCCACAUCGAGCACUAUCUCAUGCCUUUUGGCAAGGGCUGGUUCGCAGGGCGGAACCUGGCCGUGUCUCAAGUAACCACCAAGUAUGUGCUAUGGGUGGACGACGACUUCGUCUUCACGGCGCGGACGCGGCUGGAGAGGCUCGUGGACGUGCUGGAGCGGACGCCGCUGGACCUGGUUGGGGGCGCGGUGCGCGAGAUCUCGGGCUUCGCCACCACCUACCGGCAGCUGCUGAGCGUGGAGCCGGGCGCGCCAGGCCGCGGGAACUGCCUCCGGCAACGGCGCGGCUUCCACCACGAGCUCGUCGGCUUCCCAGGCUGCGUGGUCACCGAUGGCGUGGUCAACUUCUUCCUGGCGCGCACGGACAAGGUGCGCGAGGUCGGCUUCGACCCGCGCCUCAGCCGCGUGGCGCACCUCGAAUUCUUCCUGGAUGGGCUUGGUUCCCUUCGAGUGGGCUCCUGCUCAGACGUCGUUGUGGAUCAUGCAUCGAAAUUGAAGCUGCCUUGGACAUCAAGGGAUUCUGGGUCAGAGACUUAUGCCCGGUACCGUUACCCAGGAUCACUGGACGAAAGUCAGGUGGCCAAACACCGCCUGCUCUUCUUCAAACAUCGGCUGCAGUGCAUGACCACAGAGUGACGGCCACUCAGGGCCUUCCAAUUGUCAGGCUGGGCCUGCCUCCUUGUCCCUGCCAGGAAAUUCUGGCAAACCCCACCACCCAGUGACCACUCCACUGACCGUCCCCAGUCUCCUUCAGAACUUGAUCCCAAAUAGGGGCUUGUCCUGGUGACACUCCUUUCUGUGAGUGCCCAGGGGUGUGAUGGAGCCAUAACUCAUCCCACAGCCAGUGCCAAGUCCUCCUCCCACCCCCUUCUAAAGGGGCAGGAAGUUGGGGGGGAGGUGCUUUCCAAGCGCCAAAGAGCCCUUGGGGACUCUAAGAACCUAAAAUGGAAACACUCUCCUCUCAUCUCCUUAGGACUGAGGGGGUGGGGAAAGCCCCAACAUGUAUUCCCAGGGCUGUGCCCCCAGCCUCCCAUCUCUGGCCCCAAGACUGUGUUGUACAUGCUCCAGCUCCACCCCUAUGGAGAGAACUGGUGACUCCGGAGCUGGGCUGGGCG
Messenger RNA from Equus quagga, 2868 nucleotides. It is a transcript of the gene B4GALNT1, whose product is annotated as beta-1,4-N-acetyl-galactosaminyltransferase 1. The transcript is spliced from 12 exons. NCBI's taxonomy places the organism in Eukaryota, Metazoa, Chordata, Mammalia, Perissodactyla, Equidae. Gene Ontology annotation, molecular function: hexosyltransferase activity. Gene Ontology annotation, cellular component: Golgi membrane. The coding region runs from base 779 to 2389 and encodes 536 amino acids. The record is from RefSeq and is a predicted model, not a curated record. Gene Ontology annotation, biological process: ganglioside biosynthetic process.